AUGAAGUGGGUUACUGUAGAGACCAUCUGCCUCUUAUUCUCGGUUCUGAUCGGUUUUGUCCUUAAUGUCUUGGCUGUUUUCUUGCCAUACUGGAUCGUCGAGACCAAUUAUAACAUACGUGCACUGACAUACAGUGUGGGGAUUAUUCCAUUCCACUUUGCAUAUGAAGCACCGUUUCACAUUGCCACCUCCGUUAUGAUGCUUACUGCAUUCGUUUUGUAUGUGUUUCUCGUUGGAUUCCUCGUUUUCGCCUUAAUCUCUUGUCUGGUCCAAAAAUACAAGCUCUGUAAAACUGGUUAUCUUCUUGUUGGAAUCCUCUCCGCAAUCGUUGCCAUUCUUCAAAUUUCCUCUUUUAUUGCUAUGCAAAUCGGUAUGAAGAUGUACAUCGCCAGUAUAUACUAUCAGCAGCCGCAAUUGGGAGGUUGUGUUUAUCUGACUCUGUCCUCUGGAAUCUUGUGUCUCAUAUCGGUUCUCCUCGCCAUUAUUUUGUCAAAAACUAAGCUUGCUUGA
Messenger RNA from Caenorhabditis briggsae, 510 nucleotides. The transcript has 4 exons. Lineage: Eukaryota; Metazoa; Nematoda; Chromadorea; Rhabditida; Rhabditidae. The record is from RefSeq and is a predicted model, not a curated record. The coding region runs from base 1 to 510 and encodes 169 amino acids.